CAGGGCUUACUUCUGGGUUAGGUUGACGUUGCGGAACUUAUUGUAUCUUGUUACUUUUAAGAAAAUAAUUCAGUUAUGUGACUCAUGCAUGAUCUUGUGGGGAAAAAAUAUUGGCGGCUGUGAAUAAAGAUCGAAAACGGGGGUGAUAUAGGGUUUAGGGUAUUUUUUUUUGACAAAUCCUGUCUGGAAGGUAUUUGAGACAAGAAGAAAGCUGUUGGAUCUGGAAUUGGAAAACCAAUUAGAUAGGAAGACAUGGCAUUCCGCAGGGCAGCAAAGAGAACCAUUCUUCUUGGAGGAGGCGCAGUUGCUGCAAUUUAUGGUGUCUCCCAGCUUUCUGCGUACAAGAAACAGACACAGCAUAUUUUUGUGGAUGCUGCAGAACCAUUAAAAUUACUUCAUCUCGAUGAGCUUCCUUCAAGAGAAUCUCAGUUGUGUGCUCUUCAGAAUACAAAGGAAUUUGAUGUGCUUGUUGUUGGAGGCGGGGCAACAGGUUCAGGUUGUGCCUUGGAUGCGGUCACAAGAAAUCUUAAAACAGCCCUGGUGGAGCGGGAUGAUUUCUCAUCAGGUACAAGCAGCAGAAGUACCAAACUCAUUCACGGAGGAGUAAGAUAUCUACAGAAAGCCAUUAUGAAAUUAGAUUACGAACAGUACAUGAUGGUAAAAGAAGCCCUUCAUGAACGUUCUAAUCUUCUGGAUAUAGCUCCUCAUUUGUCAGCACCGUUACCCAUUAUGCUUCCUGUUUACAAGUGGUGGCAGUUACCAUAUUACUGGGCUGGUAUAAAGAUGUAUGAUCUUGUGGCAGGAGGUCAGUGUUUGAAGAGCAGCUAUGUCCUCAGCAAAGCAAAAGCCCUUGAACUUUUCCCCAUGCUAAAGAAAGACAAGCUUGUGGGAGCUAUUGUCUAUUAUGAUGGAAAACACAAUGAUGCACGAAUGAACCUCGCCAUCGCCCUCACUGCUGCCAGGUAUGGUGCUGCCACAGCCAAUUACACUGAAGUAGUGCGUCUACUAAAGAAGACAGAUCCUGAAACUGGAACAGAGCAGGUCUGUGGAGCCCGAUGCAAAGAUGUUAUAACAGGGAAGGAAUUUGAUGUCAGAGCAAAAUGUGUUAUCAAUGCCACGGGACCUUUCACAGACUCGGUGCGGAAAAUGGAUGAUGAGAAAAUCUCUAACAUCUGUCAGCCCAGCGCUGGUGUGCACAUCGUCAUUCCUGGUUAUUACAGCCCUGACAACAUGGGACUGCUGGACCCAUCCACUAGUGAUGGAAGGGUUAUCUUCUUUCUACCGUGGGAGAAAAUGACUAUUGCUGGGACCACUGACUCUCCUACUGAUGUUACUCCACAUCCAAUGCCUAGAGAAGAGGAUGUUAAUUUUAUUCUGAAUGAAAUCCGCAACUACCUGAGCCCUGAUGUUGAAGUGAGAAGAGGGGAUGUCUUGGCAGCAUGGAGUGGAAUUCGUCCUCUAGUCACUGAUCCAAACUCCAAGGAUACCCAGUCCAUUUGUCGUAAUCACAUAGUGAAUAUCAGUGAAAGUGGACUUGUUACAAUAGCUGGUGGAAAAUGGACAACGUAUAGGGCAAUGGCAGAGGAAACAUUAGAUUCAGCCAUGAAGGCACACAAAAUGAAGUCCAGUAAAUGUAACACAGUUGGCCUGAUGCUUGAGGGAGGAAAAGACUGGACACCUACUUUGUACAUCCGUUUGGUGCAGGACUAUGGCCUGGAGAUGGAGGUUGCUCAGCAUCUUGCUUCGACAUAUGGUGAUAAGGCCUUUGAUGUAGCCAAACUGGCUAAGGUGACUGGAAAGAGGUGGCCUGUAGUUGGAAAACGAUUGGUGUCAGAGUUUCCUUACAUUGAAAGUGAGGUUCAAUAUGCAGUCAAAGAAUAUGCCUGCACUGCCAUAGAUAUUAUUGCACGCCGUACUCGGCUUGGUUUCCUAAACGUUCAAGCCGCUGAAGAAGCACUACCAAGAAUCGUGGAAAUAAUGGGCAAGGAACUGAAGUGGAGUGAGCACAAGAAAAAGGAAGAACUUGAAGCAGCUAAACAGUUCCUUUAUUAUGAAAUGGGCUCUAAGACACGUUCAGAGCAACUUACUAACACUGAAAUCAACCUUACACCUGCUGAUGUAGACAGGUAUAAAAACAGAUUUCACAAAUUUGACAAACAAAAGAAGGGAUUCAUUACAGUAGUGGAUGUUAAACAUGUAUUAGAGAGCAUAAGUGUCCAGAUUGAUGAAAACACACUCCAUGAUAUUCUAAAUGAAGUUGACCUGAACAAAAAUGGACAGGUUGAAUUCAAUGAAUUCUUGCAGCUUAUGAGUGCUGUCCAGAAAGGUCGCGUUUCUGGUAGCAGAUUUGCUAUGCUGAUGAAAACAGCUGAGGAGAACCUGGAUGAGAGAGAAGCUGUGUCUGUGGACCGCAGUGGUGGAGGAGUUUAAGUUAUAAAGUGCCAACUGAGCCCUUGAGGUCCAAAAAAUGCAAAUCUGCAGCUGCUGCUCCUGUUUACUGCCAGUUAUCCAAAACUUACUGAGUGGAGUGGGGGGCUUUACUAAAAAAAAUAAAAAAUAAAAUACACCCAAUAAACUUUUUCAGCAGUGAAUUUCCUUAUAGGCAUUCAUUACAACAGAAUGUACUACUUUACUAUUUUUUUGUUUCUCUUCUUGAAAAUAAAUUAUUCUUGUCCAGUGUCUGAAGUAAAACUAUAAUUGAAAUAUAUUAUAUAUAUAUAUAUAUAUAUAUAUAUAUAUAUAUAUAUAUAUAUAUAUAUAUAUAUUAUAUUAUUUAUUUUUUUUGUCAAAAUGGAUGUCAAGCUUGACAUAAAGUUUUAGUGUAGUUAGUAAGCAUCUAUAUUAAGAUCCACUGCCAUUUAGAUCAUUGAUUAGACCCCUUAGUCUCUUUUAUAGUUUUACUUCCGAAUUGAUGAUUUGGUUUAUGAUUGUCUGUUGUGUCAGUGUUCUGCCAGAGUAUGCCGUAAACGUUUUUAAUAUUUAAUCUUUUAAUGGACCAUUGUUUUGUUUGUUUUUUUUACCUCCUUUAUUUGCACAUUUUUAUUCCAACUUAAAAAAUAUGCUUCCUACAUAUUAAGCAUUUGUGACUAUUAAAGUACACAGAUGUGUAUGUGCUUGUCUUACAAUGAUUUACUUUUGAACUAUCCUUUGCAGUGUUGUGUUCAGUCUUGUAUACUGUACUGCUGUGCCAUUUUGUACCAAUUUAAGACAGUAAGUAAUUAUUUUUAUAUCAAUUUGUGUACACUCUUUUGGUAAAUCGAAUGUAUUUUCAGACAAGUAGGUCUGCUGUUUAAAUUACAGUAAUUUUUUUCAUACUUUGUCAGCAUCUUAAAAUAUCAGUUGAUUUUUAUUCAGUCAUUUUUGUCUCGAUUUUCUUGAUAAAAAAAACACUACUAAAUGCAAGUAAAAUGAGGCACACCAACAGAAUGUAUAUCGGAAUAUUCUGAACAAUUACGGGUGUAUGGGAAGUGUUUUUUUUUUUUUUUUUAAUCUAAUUUUAUUUUAUUAUGCUGAAUGGGAUUAAAAAUGGUGUCUGCGACAUGGUUUUAAUUUCUGUAUCUGUCUUUGCACUUGGUGCUUUUAUUACUAUUAAUUUAUUACUUUGUGGUAAGCCGAGUGAGCUGCUUGCAUUUAUAGAGUAAUAAGGGAAUGUAUUUAAUGUGCCUUGCUUACAAACUCUGUAUGAAUUGAGAGCAUGAAUCAAUAUUACUGAUUAAACUGUACACUCACUGGUUUUUAGCAUGCUUAAUUUCACUGUCUCUAUAAAUAAUAUAAUUAUUGUCUCAUGUAGACUUUUAAAAUAAAGUUUUCAUACAUUUGCUUCA
Messenger RNA from Acipenser ruthenus (sterlet), 3824 nucleotides. Its product is annotated as glycerol-3-phosphate dehydrogenase, mitochondrial-like. The transcript is spliced from 18 exons. NCBI's taxonomy places the organism in Eukaryota, Metazoa, Chordata, Actinopteri, Acipenseriformes, Acipenseridae. Gene Ontology annotation, cellular component: glycerol-3-phosphate dehydrogenase (FAD) complex; mitochondrion. The coding region runs from base 253 to 2430 and encodes 725 amino acids. Gene Ontology annotation, molecular function: glycerol-3-phosphate dehydrogenase (quinone) activity; calcium ion binding. Gene Ontology annotation, biological process: glycerol-3-phosphate metabolic process. The record is from RefSeq and is a predicted model, not a curated record.